AUGAACAUUAUUACUUGUAAAAAUGAUAAAAAAAACACCGAUUCCGACGACUGUCAGCCAAAACGAAACCUGAACAGGUAAACACAUUUUUUCCAUCGGCUGCAUUUUUGUAAAUUCAUGUGCUAAAUUAUAAUAAUAUUGCAGAAUGACCGAAGACGUGCUCCGUGAAAUAUGCAAGAAAAAUAAAUUGUAUCGUACGCCGCAUCUAAACAAUGUGUUAUAUCUUCAUUUUAAAGGUAAAUAUACAAGGUGAUCGCGAGUAUAUAGGCAAUCUGAAUUUAUACUUUACUGAGAUAUUUGACGGGUUUUGUUUUCGAUAGUAUAGGUAUAUUGCGUUUGUUUUUCCGGUCAAAUAUAAAACGCCAUUACGAGUUUUGGCAUCACCGGGUAGUUUCCGGUAUCAUAGAUUUGUAUUGUCCCCGCCAUUCAUAGUAUUUGUAUAAAAUCAUUUCCACGGCGGUACACAAUUGAAAUAUUAUUGCUCUGCAGUAUUCACAUUUUUGAAUUUUAUCUCCAAUUUUGAUCUACAGUAUGAUCAAUAUAACAUAAGAUAUUCACUAUCUUUAAAAGUAUUAACUUUACAAAAUUAGUUUGUCAAAACUGUUUAAGAAACAAGCAGCUCUAAAAUGCUAUAUUAUUGUUAUUUUUGUCACCAUUAUUGUGGAAAAUAAAAUCACUUUACACUUUUGAUUUUCAAAUAGGAACUUAUAUUAAAAAUACUAUAAAUAGAUGAAGUUUAAGUUUAAACAUAUUUUUAUGUUAAAAUUAGUAAUUUCUGUACACUCGUUAACGAAUUUGUCCAUGUUUAAAUUUGGGCAGAGGAGAGUAGUAAAGCAUCAUUUGUAGUACGUGCCAUUUAAAUAGUGUUCCAUUACUAUUUUCUUGCCCAUAAAACAAUAAACUUAAAAGUGAAACAUCUCGUUAACGGGUUGACGAAAUAUAAAAAUGUCAACAGAAAAAUGUAUUCAAACUAUAAAUUUAUCUAUUUAUGGAAUUUUGAAUACAAGUUACUAUUUGAAAAUCAAAGACUUACAAUGAAAAAAAAUAUGUAUAAUAUUUCUUUUUAGUAUAUUAUAUAGUAUAGGUUUUAUUACGAUAAUUAAAACACAAAUUAAUGUAAUUUAUUUUUCCAAUGACGUUAUAAAUAUUCAGAUCUUAUAAAUAUAAAUGCAAAAUUAAUUAAAAAUAUAAAAAUAAUUAAAUAGGUAGUAAAGUUUCACAUUUAAUUGAAAAUAAUGUUUAAAAACUCUUAGGUAGUCUUCUAUGGUUCUAUUUUUAUAAUCAUCACAGACAUAAAAUUUGUUGAAUUUGAAUCCGACAACUUUGCAUAAAUUUACGCAUUAUCAGAAUAUCUGUAGUAAUAACAAUAACCUGAUAAACAUUCCAAAUUUCUUAUCAGUUUACGAUCUGUUUUUGGGUUGUAUUAAUUUUUUCAAAAUUCAAAAAUUAUUUAUUUAGUUAAUUCAUAUAAUAACAUAUUCUGAAAAUAAUCUGGUUUAAUAUUCAAAGGGUAAUUUGUUAUCUGCAAAUAUUACGAUGAGUGUAUUUUAUGGUACCUAUAUACUCGCUUUAACAGGGGUAUUUUUUAACAAGAAUGGGAAAAAAUACGUGAUAAAAAAAUAAUUAUAAUUACGUCUCUAAAAUUAGGAGUUCACUAUUAUAACAGUGACAGCAUUAAAGGCAUUGCCCAAUUUUCAAUCAAUAAACGUGUCCGUCAGGAUCGUUUAAGACCAAUUAUAUAUAGGUAUAUAGUUGUAAAAGUGUUGACAAACAAAAAACUGCGAAACUAUAUAAUAGUUUCUCUUUUAGAUUUAAUAGUUAUUACGAAAGUCUGUUGUAGGUUUAAUAAAAGUGUACUAUGAAGCAGUGGGGCGCAACCUGAAGGUCACAAAAUGUUAUAAGGGGGGCUGCUAAUAAUUUAAUACCAAAUGAAAAAGUUAAUUAUAAUUAGUUUUACUAAGAUGUUUAUUUUUUUUUAUAUACUGUGUACACAAAUUCUACCAAAAAUCUUGCUCAUAUUUAUACGCGAGGCACCAUUUCUGAAUAGGAAUGUUGUCCAUAUAGUACUUUUGGGAGGUCAUUUUUUGAUUUUCCAAGAGGUUUUCAUAAUAUGUAGGAAAGACCAGGAUAAAACAUAAGAAAAACGGAAAAUUCACGAAAAUAAUACUUUUAUUAUUUUUUAAUUUUGUUGUUUGUUGUAAUUCAGUUAAAAAUAUUCGUGAAAACUUGAAAUUUCGAUAGAAAACUUAUACUUACACUAACUAGACAUGGCAAGAUUUUCAAAAAAUGUGAGCUAUUUAUAGACAAUUAAAUUUUGAGAAUUUAAAUUUUUUAGUAGUUUUUUGACUGUAAUUUGGUUAAAAAUACACGUAGUGACUUGAAAUUUUGUAGUAAUACUUAUAUUGGACUUACCUAGAUGUGGUAAAAUUUUCAAAAAUCAUCGGACGUUCUUUUAAUUUUUUAACAAUGGUACAUUAUUUUGUUUUAUAUACUGUAGACCACUUUUAUCCUAACAAACUUUCUUCGAUGUAUAAGUGUAUCACCUUUUCUGAAAGUCAAUCUUAUCUUCUUGGUAAAGUCAGAAUUGAGCGGACUAAGUUUCAAAAUUAAAGCUUUUUAAAGUUCUGGUAUUAUGCAGAUAUUAUAUGUUAUGUUAAAUAACUAAAUUUUGUCUACUCUAAAGUAUAUUUGUCGUAGCUGAAUGGUUAUGAAUACCUAUUUUCAUUUUAGGGUUCGCGAAUCCGUCUUUUGAAAAAAAUUUCUUAGAUAUUUUGUUCCCUUUUACCUAAACAAGAAAAAACUAAUGUAUUUUGGGUGUACCUAGUGACCCAAGCCAUUGCUCACUUGGACUAUUUUAAUCGUAAAAUACCACUAAAUUUGUUGUGUAAACUUUUCAACUAAAAAUCUUUUUAUGAUGUAUCAAGUGUAGCUUAUUUUCUGAAAGAAAUUUUAUCACCAUGGUAAAUUGAGAAGGUUAGUUUUUGAUUUUCCCAAAAAAUGGGAAACAUUGUAAACAACGGAGAAAAACAUGAAAAACGAAAAAUGCACAAAUACAUGAGUACAAUUUUACGGUUUUUUUUUUUUCUGUAGACAACUUUUCUCCAAUUUACAAUAAUAGCAUUUUUUCUACGAGGAAAUUUGACUGGAGAGAUGAUUUGGUUAUUUUUUGAUUUUUUCAAGAGUUUUCCCAGUAAAUAUGAAAAACCAGGAAAAAAAAAACUGGGAAAAUGAGAAAAUCGGUACAAUAUUAAACAAAUAUUAUUAAAGAAAAUAUAUUAUGCCUAUUUAAUUACUUUACUAUAAUAUGACACAUAUAUUGUUAACCAAGCAUCAUUUUCAAUUGAACUCCACUCAGAAUAGGUUUUUUCGUUAGCUAUGGUUUAAUGUUGCUUACAGAUAUACAUUAAAUUACCAGGGGCUGCACCCUACCUCAUUAUUCUUAGACGUCUUUUUAGGUUUAUGUUUUGAAUUAAUUGAAUUAAAGAAAUAUUAAAAUUGCCUAAAAUUAACAAUUUAAUUUAUAUGAAUACAAUUUUUGUAUACAUUAAGACCAUUAAGUAAGUAUGUAUUAUAUACUUUAUGUUGUUAGGAAGAGGAGUCGUAUCAUCAAAAUAAAUCAUUUCGGGGGUCGUGGAUAAAAAAGGCUGCGCACAACUACUUUACAGUAUGUCAAUAGUUUAUCGUUGCCCAUUUUAGGGUUCUGUGUAGCCAAAAUUGCAAAAACGGACUCUCAAAUAUAAUUUCUCCAUAUCCGUCAGUCAUCUUAUAAGUUCAACACUAUUCAAAUCGUAUGAUUAAAAAUACAACUUUAGGUAAUGGGGAGGGGUGCAGUCAUUGUUAUAGAUAUACCUGUAAGCAACGAUAAACCAUUGGUUACGAAAAAAAGAUUCUGAGUGGAGUUCAGUUGAUAGUUAUGCUUCUUCAACAAUUUAUAUACUUUAUUAUAUUAAAAUAAUUAAACAAGCUCUAUAUAUUUUCUUUAAUACUAUUUGUUUAAUGUUGUACCGAUUUUCUCAGUUUUUUACAUUUUCUUAAAAAACUCUGGGGAAAAUGGAAAAAUGACUCCUUUAAAGUACCUCCCCAUACCGAUUUCCUUUCAGAAAAAGUGUUACAUUAAAAAUCUGAGCAAGUAUUCUGGUAAAAAAGUUGUGUACAGAAAAAAACAGAUAAACUUCUUUGUAAAACCAUGAGCUUCUUUGCUCCACUCAAAAUCUAAAAUUAAAACUUUAAAAAAAUCCAAGAAAAUCACAUUCGAUAAAUUCUUCUAACGAAAAUUAUUUUUCUUUUAGUUAAUGCGUGUAUAAAUCACAGUUGACUUUUUUUAUUGUUUUGUAUUGUAAUUAAUAAGUAACAUUUUAAAAAGUUAAAAUUUUCUAUGGAAAAUUUGAUAUUCAUACCGACAAAUUUAAACCGUCUGGUAAUACAAUAAUUAUAUUAUUAUAGUUUUAAACGCAAGAUUUGAUAUUAUAUUAGUUAUUGAUACAUUUAAAUAGGUAAUGAAAUUCGACUGAUCGAUCAAUGGAUAUUUUCCUCUACCUAUAUAUCGCGUGUUGUGUUUAUAUUAUAGGAUUUUCAAAAAUCGAAAACUUGGAAUCCUAUACGGGAUUAAAAGCCCUAUGGUUAGAAAACAAUUGUAUAACGGAAAUAUGCGGUCUUGACAAUCAAACCGAACUGACGUGUUUGUAUUUGCAUAAUAACGUGAUAAAAAAGAUCGAACAUUUAGAUAAUUUAACCAAACUCGACACGGUCAACUUAUGUUAUAACUUCAUUAGCAAAAUAGAAAACUUAAGUGAGUUACAACGCGUGCGGACGACGUUUAUUUUAGUUAUUUUAACGAAAAUUAUUUCGUGCAAGAUGUCUUACCGGUACUCACUAUGUUGCAAAUGGCACACAAUAUUCUCACUACCGCUAACGACAUUGCUCAGUUGGCCGAAUGUAAGGAAUUGGCUAUAGUCGAUUUGUCGUACAAUAAUCUUAACGAUCCAAAAAUUGUCGAAGUGAGUAUACGUGUAAUAUCGCGCGCUUCUUCUUAUCCGAAAUAUAAUAACCACCGUAUUCUGUAGAUUUUUGGAAAAAUGAAAUCGUUACGCGUGCUUACACUGACCGGAAAUCCAGUGAUUUCCAAAAUAGGUUUCUAUAGGAAGACGAUGACUUUAGUGUGCGUAAGUACAUAUAUACGCCAUAAUUAUUAUUCUUAUUACCCAUUAUAAGUUAUAUGUAAAUUAUUGUCAUAGAGAAGUCUGUGCCAUUUGGACGAAAGAACAAUAACUGAGAGAGACCGUCUGUGCGCGGAAGCGUGGUAAUAAAAAUUAUUUAUUGUUUUUAUUUUUAUUAUUUAUUAAAAAAUUAUUUACUGUAUAUGUAUACAUUGUUUGUCAAUGUAAAAAAUAAUCUAAUCCUUUGUUUUUAUCCAAUACGAAUGGGUCAGAUAAUAGCUUCUCCGUAUUUUCAUUAUCCACGCCUCACGGGUAAAUAUCCUUUCCCAUUACUUCAUCAACUCCUAUAGCUCCUCGAUAUAACAUUUUCUUCGGCCACUUUUUCUUUGGACUACCAUCACGUUUCAAACUUCCGCUGACACUCAACUUAUCUAAUUUUUUCACGACAAUACUAUUUUUCUCGAGUCAACGUGCGCCCAAUGCCAUAGUAAUAAUGAAAACCGAUUGCAUCAUUAUACAGGAGGAUAGGCGGAUUGGAAGCCGAACAAGCAACAAGGAAAAGAUUGAUAAACGACGAUUACAAACGGAUAUCUGCCUCGGUAAACGCGCUGAUUAAACGACGCAAGCAGGGUUGUGACAACAACGAUGACUUAGAUGAUGGCCACAGCAGCACCCAAUCGGACGGAAGAUUUGUCUGUUCCGACGACUACUCAGUAAGUAGUGAUUCGGAAACUUCUUCAACAGAUGAUGAACUGGCCGACAAUGUCCACCACACGGAUGUCAAAAUUGUAAUGCUACAAACACCAGACGAAGUCACUGAAGAAGGAGGUCACCGUUUACAAGAAGAGAGUCACCUUGCUACGGACUGUAGACAGCCCAGUUUAUCGGACGAGAAAUAUGCCAAUAUCGUUUUCAGCGUUUCCGAACCGCCGGCGUACGCUGAAAGAACUGCAUGUACGAAGAGCACUUUGGUCACGUGUGAAAAAACGAUGUCGGACGGAUCGAGCGAAGUGUCAGCAAUAGCCACUGUCGACUCGUGCGAUUUAAUGAUUGAUUGCGAUGCAGCGCAUAAAAAACGACAGUCGGAUUCGACGUUGCUGACCUAUGACGGCGAUGGCGUGACAGACGUUGAGUCGAUGUUUUGGGCCGGUGACAAACAAAUGGGCGACGGUUUUGCCGAGAGGGAAGAAUACCAGGAAAUUGUGUGCAACGUUGUUUUGCCGAUUGACGGAGAUGAGACUGUUGGCAAUGGGGAUGCGUGUCACACUAUUAUUCAAUAUCCACCCGUGGCGCUGUGUACCGACAUCAAUAGUGACGCCGGCAGCGAUUAUGACACAUGCAUAGACGGCAACUGCGUCUGCGAUAACGAUGACUACAGUUCGGACAGUUCAUUGUGCAGUUGGUUCACGUGCAAAUCAAGCCUGUCGCACUGCUAA
Cinara cedri is the source of this 6592-nucleotide messenger RNA. Lineage: Eukaryota; Metazoa; Arthropoda; Insecta; Hemiptera; Aphididae. The record is from the annotation of a GenBank genome assembly.